GGAAAAAUGAAAUACGGCUGACAUAUAAAACCCUAGCUUCAACCAAAAAUCAGCCACGCUCAACACGAAAACAGGACAAAAGAAAAACUACGCAUAGCAUGGAAAUUGCAGAAGAAAUGGAAAUAGAAGAAAGAAUUUCCACUCCAACUCGCAACAAUUUCAAGCGAUUUGCACUGAAAAACGCAAUACAAACCAACUUCGGUGACGAUUACGUCUUCGAAAUUGUUGCCAAAGACGAUUGGACGUCGAUUGCUGUUUCGCUUUCGAGCAAUGCCGUGAAGUUGUACUCGCCGCAGACAGGACAGUAUCUCGGUGACUGCAGAGGCCAUUCUUCAACGAUCAAUAAGAUUUCCUUCGCAGGUCCGUCAUCGCCGCACGUGUUGUAUUCCUGCUCCUCUGAUUCCACGAUCAGAGCUUGGGAUUCCAGGUCUUUUCAGCAGGUGGCUUGCAUAAGCGCGGGCCCUUCGGAGGAGCUAUUCAGCUUCUCUUUUGGAGGAUCUGACGGUAAUCUCGUUGCAGCGGGAUGUAAGUCUCAGAUUCUUUUGUGGGAUUGGAGGACAAUGAAACAGACUGCGUGCUUGGAGGAAUCUCACAUGGACGACGUUACUCAGGUUCACUUUAUCCCUGGGCAUCAAAACAAACUUCUCUCUGCUUCUGUUGAUGGAUUAAUGUGCCUGUUUGACACCAGUGGAGAGAUAAAUGAUGAUGAUCACUUGCUAUCAGUGUUCAAUGUGGGAACUUCAAUUGGAAAAGUGGGAUUUUGUGGCCAGACAAAUGAUAAAUUGUGGUGCUUAACACACAUUGAAACUUUGAGCGUUUGGGACUGGAAUGAAUCAAGAACUGAGGCAAACUUUGGUGAUGCUCGUGCGUUAGCAUCCGAGAGCUGGACACUAGAUCAAGUUGACUACUUUGUCGAUUGUCACUACUCACUCGAGGAGGAUCAACUGUGGGUGAUCGGAGGUACAAAUGCUGGCACCUUCGGGUACUUCCCUGUAAAAUUUGGAAGCACGAAGAAGGUUGGAUCAGCAGAAGCUGUGUUCCAAGGCGGCCAUACAGGCGUUGUAAGGAGUGUGUUGCCCAUGUCCAGUGUGCCUGGCAGAGCGAAUAGUCAAGGCAUUUUUGGAUGGACAGGAGGCGAAGAUGGUCGCAUGUGUUGCUGGUUAUCGGAUGAAUCUCCAAAUACCAAUCACUCCUGGGUAUCUUCUACAUUGGUCGAGAAAUCGCAUAAAAUUCAUAGGAAAAGACACAGUCCUUAUUAGAACACGAGAAUCCUUGCGUCAAAUGUGUUGUAGUUUUUUUAUGUUUUAUGCAUCUGAUUCCUAUUCGUGGAAAAAUCUUGGGAUAGUAAAAUAAUAAAUUUUACUUUCAUCUA
Messenger RNA from Salvia splendens (bonfire salvia), 1372 nucleotides. RefSeq names its product WD repeat-containing protein GTS1. The record is from RefSeq and is a predicted model, not a curated record. Gene Ontology annotation, molecular function: protein binding. The coding region runs from base 99 to 1259 and encodes 386 amino acids. The transcript has 8 exons. Lineage: Eukaryota; Viridiplantae; Streptophyta; Magnoliopsida; Lamiales; Lamiaceae.